Messenger RNA from Annulohypoxylon maeteangense, 1480 nucleotides. Its product is annotated as Dynamitin-domain-containing protein. The transcript has 3 exons. NCBI's taxonomy places the organism in Eukaryota, Fungi, Ascomycota, Sordariomycetes, Xylariales, Hypoxylaceae. The record is from RefSeq and is a predicted model, not a curated record. Bases 109 to 1383 code for a protein of 424 amino acids. Gene Ontology annotation, biological process: mitotic spindle organization. Gene Ontology annotation, cellular component: cytoplasm; dynactin complex.
AUCUCAACUCCACUAAACUUCAACUUGAGAACAUUCACACUUGUUUACACUCUACUACGUUCCCAUCUACUAUAUGAUUUCGAUCAUUAAGGCGGAGCAAUCUUGAACAUGGCGCUAAACCGAAAGUAUGCUGCAUUACCAGAUCUGGACUCUGCGCCUGACAUCUACGAGACCCCCGAGUUAACGGAUGAUAACUCCACUAUUCCGACUACCGCGGGCCGAUCGCAGUCAGACAAUGAAUUCGAUGAUGAUGAUGACGAUGACGCCCCAGGGAUCUCACACUCCAGACUCCGAAUAGAUCAAGCACGGUCUCGAUUUAUGCCUUCGCAAGUCGACGCUCGAGACGUAGAUUUUUCGGACCGAUUAAAUGGAAAACGGAAAUCGUACAAAACCUCCAGCCGAAGACAACGAAUCCUCGAAGAUGGUACCGAGCAAAUCGGUGAUCUGAGCGAUGAGGAGGAAGACGAAGACCUAGCAAGAAAGAUCGCGCGCUUGAAGCGAGAGAUUGAAGAGGCUAAAGAAGAGUACGGUAAACGGAAAGCAGAGUCGAAGGACUCUGCGCCAGACCAGGAAGAAGUGCUUGUGUCACUUAGCCAGGCUUUAGAAGAGAUGUCAACGCUGCCAGAAAGAGAAAUAGCUAUUCGGGACUAUCAGAAAUCUAGCAAACAAUCGAAGGACGAGAAUCGAGACUCGGCUCAGUCGGUGGAUGAGGCAACGUAUACUGUCACUUACGCGCCGAAUUACGAACAAAGCCAUGCCCUUGCCACAGCUGCCGAUUUCGAUCGACGACUUGUACUGCUCGAAAAGGCGAUUGGUAUUACCUCGUCAGCUAUGCCUGAGUUAGAAAGCAACGGCCUGUCCCGUGCUAUCAUGCCUACACUAGAUACACUUCAAAACCAGAUCUUGACGUUGUCGGAAGCUUCUACCUCGUCCCUCGACAGCAUUAGUCGCAGAGUACGGACUCUGACCCAAGAAGCCGAACAAUUAGAGAAGUCUAGAAAAGCUGCUAAGGCUGCGCAAGAUUCUCUAGCCUCCUCGGGUGCCUCUCCUGUGGAACCAGAUGAUUCGGAGCAUACGGCCAAGAUUAAUGCGCUCUAUGGUACUUUACCAACGAUUGAAAGCUUAACACCACUUCUACCUCCGUUAUUAGAUCGACUCCGUUCGUUGAGGGCUAUUCAUGCCGAUGCAGCAACAGCCAACGAUACCCUAGAGCGUAUCGAGAACUCUCAAAGUGAGAUGGCUGCUGAUAUCAAGGAAUGGAGAGAAGCCCUAGAGAAAAUCGAAGGGUCCAUGGGCGAAAGAGGGACAGCUAUGACUGCGAACAUGAAGGUGGUGGAAGGAUGGGUGAAAGACCUAGAGGCCAAGGUCGCUACGUUGUCAUGAUAAUGGAGAUACUACUUGGUGUUCUGUGUCGAAUUAGCUCUGAUACCCUAUUGGCUAAAUGAUGAAUGUGAUAUUCAAAUGCUUUUUUUCUUGAAAA